ACGCGAGGAGGGGAGGAUGUGAGGAGGGACGGCCGGGAGGACUCCGAAGCUAAGCUGUUCAGUGCUAGCAGGCGUCCUGGCCGGUUUGAGGGAGUAGAGGCUCCGUCUUCCCUUCCUCCGCCCUCGAAAGUCAACUUCGCCGCUCCGCCCGCGGAGUCUGCGGGCGGCGCGGGCCGGCGUCAGGGCUUGUCUGCCUCCUCCGGCGUGGGGCCUGGGCACCAUGGACGCGACGGCGCUGGAGCGGGACGCCGUGCAGUUCGCGCGGCUGGCGGUGCAGCGCGACCACGAAGGCCGCUACUCUGAGGCGGUGUUCUACUACAAGGAAGCUGCACAAGCCUUAAUUUAUGCUGAGAUGGCAGGAUCCAGCCUAGAACGGAUCCAAGAAAAGAUCAGUGAAUAUCUGGAAAGAGUCCAAGCUCUGCACUCUGCAGUUCAGUCAAAGAGUGCUGAUCCUUUGAAAUCAAAACAUCAGUUGGAUCUGGAGCGUGCCCAUUUUCUUGUUACGCAAGCCUUUGAUGAGGAUGAAAAGGGAAAUGUGGAAGAUGCCAUAGAAUUAUAUACAGAAGCUGUGGAUCUCUGUCUAAAAACCUCUUAUGAAACUGCUGAUAAGACUCUGCAAAAUAAAUUGAAACAGUUGGCUCGACAGGCACUAGAUAGAGCAGAAGCAUUGAGUGAACCUUUGACAAAGCCAUUUUGCAAACUCAAAUCAACAAAUAUGAAAGUGAAGACUGCCCCCGUAAGAACACAUUUUCCUCUGGGACCUAAUCCUUUCCUUGAAAAGCCUCAGCCAUUUAUAAGUCCACAAUCAUGUGAUGCCCAAGGACAGAGAUACACAGCAGAAGAAAUAGAAGUACUCAGGACAACAUCAAAAAUAAAUGGAAUAGAAUAUGUUCCUUUCAUGAGUGUUGAUCUGAGGGAACGUUUUGCUUAUCCAAUGCCUUUUUGUGAUAGAUGGGGCAAGCUUCCAUUAUCACCUAAACAAAAAACUACAUUUUCUAAAUGGGUACGACCAGAAGAUCUCACCAACAAUCCUACAAUGAUAUACACUGUAUCCAGUUUUAGUAUAAAGCAGACAAUAGUAUCAGAUUGUUCCUUUGUGGCUUCAUUGGCUAUCAGUGCAGCUUAUGAGAGACGAUUCAAUAAGAAGUUGAUUACCAGCAUAAUUUAUCCACAGAAUAAGGAUGGAGAACCAGAGUACAAUCCCUGUGGAAAGUAUAUGGUAAAACUUCACCUCAAUGGUGUCCCAAGGAAGGUGAUAAUUGAUGAUCAGCUACCUGUUGAUCAUAAAGGAGAAUUGUUGUGUUCUUAUUCCAACAAUAAAAGUGAAUUAUGGGUGUCACUUAUAGAGAAAGCAUACAUGAAAGUUAUGGGAGGAUAUGAUUUCCCAGGAUCCAACUCAAAUAUUGAUCUGCAUGCACUGACUGGGUGGAUACCAGAGAGGAUUGCGAUGCAUUCAGAUAGCCAGACCUUCAGUAAGGAUAAUUCAUUCAGAAUGCUUUAUCAAAGAUUUCACAAAGGGGAUGUCCUCAUCACUGCAUCAACUGGAAUGAUGACUGAAGCGGAAGGGGAGAAGUGGGGCCUGGUUCCCACACAUGCAUAUGCUGUUUUGGAUAUUAGAGAGUUCAAGGGCCUGCGAUUUAUCCAGUUGAAAAACCCUUGGAGCCAUUUACGCUGGAAAGGAAGGUACAGUGAAAAUGAUGUGAAAAACUGGACCCCAGAAUUGCAAAAGUAUUUAAACUUUGAUCCUCGAACAGCUCAGAAAAUAGAUAAUGGAAUAUUUUGGAUUUCCUGGGAUGAUCUUUGCCAGUAUUAUGAUGUAGUGUAUUUGAGUUGGAAUCCAGCUCUUUUUAAAGAAUCAACUUGCAUUCACAGUUCUUGGGAUGCUAAACAAGGACCUGUGAAAGAUGCUUAUAGCCUGGCCAACAAUCCCCAGUACAAACUGGAGGUGCAGUGUCCACAAGGGGGUGCUGCAGUUUGGGUUUUGCUUAGUAGACACAUAACAGACAAGGAUGACUUUGCAAAUAACCGUGAGUUUAUCACAAUGGUUGUGUACAAGACUGAUGGCAAGAAAGUUUAUUACCCAGCUGACCCACCUCCAUACAUUGAUGGGAUUCGGAUCAACAGUCCUCAUUACCUGACUAAGAUAAAGCUGACCACGCCCGGGACUCACACCUUUACCUUAGUGGUUUCUCAGUAUGAGAAACAGAACACAAUUCAUUACACAGUCCGGGUAUAUUCAGCGUGCAGCUUUACUUUUUCGAAGAUCCCUUCACCAUAUACCUUAUCAAAACGGAUUAAUGGAAAGUGGAGUGGUCAGAGUGCCGGAGGAUGUGGAAAUUUUCAGGAGACUCACAAAAAUAACCCCAUCUACCAAUUCCAUAUAGAUAAAACUGGACCGUUACUGAUUGAACUGCGAGGACCAAGGCAAUACAGUGUUGGAUUUGAGGUGGUAGCAGUUUCCAUAACGGGAGAUCCUGGUCCUCAUGGCUUUCAGAGGAAAUCUAGUGGUGACUAUAGGUGUGGAUUUUGCUACUUAGAAUUGGAAAAUAUACCUGCUGGAAUCUUUAAUAUCAUCCCAAGUACUUUUUUGCCUAAACAAGAAGGACCUUUUUUCUUGGACUUUAAUAGUACUGUCCCCAUCAAGACAACACAACUCCAGUGAUAGAGAAAUCUCAGCUAUUACUGGAUUCUAUAUUUUGCAGUCAUUGGCUCUUCAGACAGAGACAAAUUAUGAUGGUAAACCAUCAGAAUGGAAUUCAAUCAAAGACAUGUUACAGUGAAAUCUGGUACUUGUCAUGCUGUUUGCUAAGAACUGUACAUAAAAUUACCUUAAUCUUAUGAGUACUGUUUACAUGGUUUUGUGCAUACAGAGUUGGCAUGUAUUUAGGGGCUAACUUUGUAUAAAAACUAUAUAUGAUUACAGAUUAGAUUCAGCUAUCACUGUGAGAUGCUUUUGCUAACAGGACAAAGGAACUGAAACAAGAUGAGGACAAGGGCCACAGAUCCACUGAAUGCAAGAGCCGGCUAUUUUAGUAUCUUGAAAUACGUACAUUAUGUUUCCCAUUUUUUACAGAGCACGUAAGUUUAAGCUGUUCAUGUUGAAUCCCACCAUAUAUCUGAGGCAACUAAUUACCAAAUGAAUCAUGCCAUUAUAACUAAUUUGAAUUUUUCAUUGUGUGUUUAAAUGUUUGUUGCCUAGAUGUUAUGAAAGAAUAAAGCUUUAAAAAGUACCAUUUAGCUUAGCAUGAAGAUGCUCAGGCUUAAGAAUGAAGGUUCUCAGUGUUAGAUAAAUCAUUCAUUGUAGAGAGAGAACAGAGGUAUAUUUAUUGCCAUUUUUUAAUUCUUAGCAGGUUGGUGAAAUGUAGUAAUCUGAGACUGGAAAUGUUAAAGUUUAGUGUAUAGAGUUUUAAACCUGCUCCAUAGUUGGUGCUUUCAUAACAGGAAUUUGGAGAGUCCUUGAGACUUUAGUAUGUGGUGAUCGAGUUAUACAGCAUUCAUAAAAAGUGAGUUACCAGGAAUUAGUGUUGUGUAAAUUCCCAUUUGUUUACAUAACAAUACAGAAUGAUGCUCAAGAUUUUAAAAUUCUGAAAAACAGGAUGGGAUCUGUUAUUGUCUCUACUUUAUAAUUAUCAAAACUAUUUCUACUGCCUUUAAUUGAAAUAAAAUAUUUAUACUUAUGGAAACUA
This is a messenger RNA of Arvicola amphibius (Eurasian water vole), 3686 nucleotides long. RefSeq names its product calpain 7 (gene Capn7). Gene Ontology annotation, molecular function: calcium-dependent cysteine-type endopeptidase activity. Gene Ontology annotation, biological process: proteolysis. Bases 221 to 2662 code for a protein of 813 amino acids. Lineage: Eukaryota; Metazoa; Chordata; Mammalia; Rodentia; Cricetidae. The transcript has 21 exons. The record is from RefSeq and is a predicted model, not a curated record.